Messenger RNA from Malus domestica (apple), 1794 nucleotides. RefSeq names its product probable glycosyltransferase At5g20260. The record is from RefSeq and is a predicted model, not a curated record. Gene Ontology annotation, molecular function: glycosyltransferase activity. Lineage: Eukaryota; Viridiplantae; Streptophyta; Magnoliopsida; Rosales; Rosaceae.
AAAUGCAGCUCUCUCUGCAGAUUCUUGAAUAAACCCAGUUCAGAUCAUCGUCUUCCCCGCCGAUUCUUCCACUCAUCCCUCUCACUGAUUCUUAUAAAUGGACACAACAGUGAAGAAACAGUCAAGCUAGCUAGCUAGCCUGCCAGCCAUGGCCAUGACUUCAGCUUUCCGCUGCCCCACACUUCUUUCCCUAAUUAUCUUCUUUUUUCUCAUUUUCUUCGUUCUAACCUUCUCCUCCCUGCUUGGUCAAAAGUAUGUCAUUAUUCCCUUUGUUUCCUCGUACAAUACUACUUCUACUGCUUCACCUUUCAAUCUAACAAAGAGCAACUACACAGCCCUACCUCAAGUUUCAUAUUUUGAUGAGCCUACUACUACACCUUUCAAUCUAACAAAGAGCAACCACACAGCUCUACCUCAAGUUUCAUAUUUUGAUGAGCUUCUCACAAGCUCCAUGUAUCAAAGGAGACACAAGGCUAAUCUUACCAAAGGUAAGACUAGUUUGGAUAGAAUUGAAGAAGACUUGGCCAAAGCACGAGCAGCAAUUCUUGAAGCAAUUCAGUAUAAAAAGUAUACAUCACAGAAAAUUGAGACUUUUAUCCCAAGAGGAACCAUUUACAAAAAUCCCUACGCUUUUCACCAGAGUCACAUAGAGAUGGUGAAGAGGUUCAAAGUGUGGAGCUACAAGGAAGGAGAGCAUCCAUUAAUACAUUUUGGUCCACUGAAUGACAUAUAUGGAAUUGAGGGACAAUUCAUUGAUGAAAUAGAGAGGGAGGAAAGCCCAUUCAGAGCUACACAUCCCGAUAAGGCACACACAUUUUUCCUUCCCCUGAGUGUUGCCAACGUUGUUCGCUUUGUCUACAUGCCUAUCACUCGGAGACAAGACUACCAUCGCGACCGCCUGCAACGGGUUGUCACCGACUACAUUGGCGUCGUGGCUGGUAAAUAUCCCUACUGGAACAGAAGCAAUGGUGCUGACCAUUUUAUGGCUUCAUGUCAUGAUUGGGCACCGGAGGUUUCAGUUGGAAAUCAAGAGCUUUUCAAGAACUUUAUUAGGGUUCUUUGCAAUGCCAACACCUCAGAAGGAUUUAAACCUAAAAGAGAUGUCUCACUACCUGAAAUCUACUUAUACAAAGGAAAUUUGGGCUCCUCCAAUUUGUGUCAGGCCUCAAAGAGCCGCCCAAUUCUAGCAUUCUUUGCCGGACGGGUCCACGGACCUGUCCGGCCCAUUUUGCUGGAUCAUUGGAAGGACAAAGAUGAUGAAGUUCAAGUCUAUGAGAAGCUUCCCAAGGGCCUAAACUACACCAAAUUUAUGGUGCAGAGCAAGUUUUGCUUGUGCCCUAGUGGAUUUGAAGUUGCAAGCCCAAGAAUUGUGGAGGCAAUAUAUGCAGGAUGUGUGCCUGUCUUAAUUUCUGACAGUUACACAUUGCCCUUCAGUGAUGUGCUUGAUUGGAGCAAAUUUUCAGUGCAAAUUCCAGUUGCUAAGAUACCGGAAAUUAAGACCAUCUUACAAGCAAUUCCAUUCGACAAAUAUCUGAAAAUGCAGAAAAGGGUGUGUAGGGUUCGUCCACAUUUUGUGAUAAAUAGGCCGGCUAAACCGUUUGAUGUGAUUCACAUGAUCCUUCACUCGGUGUGGCUAAGACGACUUGACUUUAAGCUCGAGGCUUAAUUGUAUGUAUCAAUAUAAUUUUUUCCCCUUUGCUCGUUUGAUGUAAAACUGAGGCCAACAAUGAAAAUUGGGCCAAUUGGUGACCUGGAAUUUCAUAAUUAAUAAAAAACGUCACCUUGUUUUGGAUA